Molecule: messenger RNA, 1613 nt
Organism: Alternaria alternata
Lineage: Eukaryota; Fungi; Ascomycota; Dothideomycetes; Pleosporales; Pleosporaceae
Exons: 8
Coding region: 57-1454 (465 amino acids)
Biological process (GO): nucleotide-excision repair, DNA gap filling; DNA strand elongation involved in DNA replication; DNA replication
Cellular component (GO): delta DNA polymerase complex; nucleus
Molecular function (GO): DNA-directed DNA polymerase activity
Source: RefSeq, a predicted model, not a curated record
CAACUUCUUCCACGAACAACAGCCGCGCAACUACGUCAGCCACAACAACACGCACAAUGGCGGAAGACAACUACAGGGACUAUCUUGUCGCGAGGGUAGUUACAGAACAAAAGCCUAUCACCUACAGGCUGCUCAGCAGAGUACUCAAGACCAAUGUCAAUACAGCGAAGCGGAUGCUCUUCGAGUUCCAUCAAUAUCAAAAUGCGCGAAAACCGAAUUCUGUCCACGCCACCUACCUUGUCGUCGGUACACCGAAACGGACUGAGAGGACCAAUGGCGCCCCCGCAAGGAAAGUCGAAGACGCUGACAAGCGCAAUCCGCCCACUAUGAGCUCCAAGCCACAUCUACAAGGGCCUGGAGACCCUGAUUAUAUCAGUGACUCCGACGACGAAGAGACGCCCGCGCCUGAAGGUGUAAAAGAAACCCGGAUUCUGCUGGUGCCAGAGACCGAUUUGGAAAAGACCCGAUCAGAGCUUGAGGAUGGAUCCACGGCUCAUAUAUACAGUCUGGAGGCUGGUGCGCUUAAGCUUAGCAUUCUGUCUUUGUGCAACCACGAGGUUGUAGCAGAGUAUACAGACGAGGAUCCUCUGGAGCGAUGGAGAGUGUAUGGUUCAAUACGAAACCAACACAUCAAGAAAAGGACUGCAAAGUAUGCCCCUUCUACUGCUUCAUCCAAGCCCGCUACGAACCCCGUUACGAUGCCUGUCACAAAAGCUGCAAUAAGCCUAAGCAUGAAAGGAAAGGAGAGCUCGACAUCUACAAGGAGAGGAAGCGCAUCUGAAGAUAACACAUCCGGUCGUUCAACACCACAACCCUCUGCCGGCUCCACUACACUCAAGAGGAGCGAUUCAAAGUCCGGGGCGAAGAAAGACAAGGCAACGGGUGAUUUGUUCAAAUCCUUUGCAAAGGCUAAGCCAAAAGCGAAAGAAGCAGAGAAGUCGCAGGAGUCUACGCCGGCUCCGGUUGAAGAUGAACCCAUGCAAGGCAUGUCCGAAGACGAAGGCGAUCCCGAUGACGAACCUGAAAUCAAGAUCGACGAGGAGAAGAAUGAAGCAGCCCGCAAAGCUCGAGAAGAGCGAGCCGAAAGGCUACGCAAGAUGAUGGAAGACGAUGACGAGGAAAUGCCCGAUGCGCCAGCCACAGCAGAUUCACAGCCAGAAGCCCCCUCUACAGCGGCCACGGAUACAACUGAGCCAGCUGAGGGCGAAGCUACAGUUACCGUUACGAACGGUCGUAGACGCGGCCGAAGACGAGUGAUGAAGAAGAAGAAGGUCAAGGACGAAGAUGGCUAUCUCGUAACUAAGGAAGAAGCCGUCUGGGAGUCCUUCUCCGAAGAGGAACCCACGACAAAGAAGGCCAAGCCAGCAUCUGCCAAACCAUCAAGCUCAGCGAAAGGAAAGAACGCAGGCAAGAAAGGACAGGGGAGCAUUGCCAGUUUUUUCAAGAAAGCUUGAGAUGUCCAUAGACAGAUACGCUUGCUAAGAUAUUUCCAUGUAUGUCACGAUGAAGACGGGAAUGUUCCUGAAGUUUCGUCUGGACAGUGCGAAAGUCGAGCAUAGUGUAGUGUACAAUCAUUCAAGCUGUCCCCAGGCAUUUCCAAUGACAGAUAUUCC